Molecule: messenger RNA, 2776 nt
Organism: Stegostoma tigrinum
Lineage: Eukaryota; Metazoa; Chordata; Chondrichthyes; Orectolobiformes; Stegostomatidae
Product: zinc finger protein 850-like
Exons: 6
Coding region: 465-2735 (756 amino acids)
Source: RefSeq, a predicted model, not a curated record
UGACCUUCUGAAAGUGGUCCAUUCCUGCCCAGCCGGGUCGCUGCUGCCGCCCAUCUCUCUCUGAACGAAGACUGAGCUUUUUACCCCAGACUGAAGCUUUCUCGUCUCCCCAACAUCUGACGUUAGAAGUGCAGGAGAUAGAAAUCGCAAUGCAAGCAUGAUGUGAAGAUCUCUCCGAGUCGCUAAGUUAACCGGGAUUUGAUUGCUAUUAACCACAGAUGGAAUAAUAUUCAUUUGUUCUUGUCUGCUUCAGAAUGUUUUAAAUUGCAAAAACAUGGAAAUAUACCAGAGAGAGCGUGUUCCAGUGAACUGAUUGUGGAAACAGCUUCAACCAGUCACAGGGCCUGAAGAAGUAUUGCACCAUUCUGUGUGGGUAAGGACUGUACACGUUUGUGCAUGUCUGUACGUGAGAGAAAUUCAACAGCUGAUUGUCGAAGCCACAGCCACACGGGAACAUCCUCGAUAUGGAGAAACCAUGGAACUGCGAGGACUGUGGGAAGGGAUUCCAUUCGCUGUCAACGUUGGAAUUUCACCGGCGCGGUCACACCCGGGAGAAGCCGUUCACCUGUUCGGAAUGCGGGGAGAGAUUUCCGGACUCGGCCUCCCUGCGCAAGCACCAGCGCGCUGCCACCGGAGAGAGGCCGUUCACCUGCUCGGAGUGCGGGAAGAAAUUCCGUGAGUACUUCACCCUGGUGAGACACCAGCGAGCCCACGCCGGGGAGGACCCGUCGACCUGCUCAGAGUGCGGGAAGGUGUUCGCUCAGUUCUCCAGCCUACGCGCGCACCAGCGGAUUCACGACGGGGAGAGGCCGUUUAGCUGCUCUGAUUGUGGCAAGGAGUUCAGCCAGUCGUCGAACCUGCUGAGACACCGGCGAAUCCACACAGGAGAGAGGCCGUUCCGAUGCUCCAAGUGUGGGAAGCAGUUCAGAGAUUCGUCCGCCCUGCAGAAACACCAGCGAGUUCACACUGGGGAGAGGCCUUUCCUCUGUUCCGAGUGUGGGAAAGGAUUCACUCAGUCAUCCAGUCUUAUCAUCCACCGGCGGGUGCACACCGGCGAGAAGCCGUGGAAAUGCGGGGACUGCGGGAAGGGCUUCAACUACCCAUCGGAGCUGGAGAUCCACCGGCGGGUGCACACCGGCGAGAGGCCGUUCGGCUGCCCGGCCUGCGGGAAGGGCUUCACCAAGUGCUCGGCCCUGGUCACUCACCGGCGGGUGCACACCGGCGAGAGGCCGUACGUCUGCGCCUCCUGCGGCAAGCGGUUCAAGCAGUCGUCUGAGCUGUCGGUGCAUCGGCGAGUCCACAACGGCGAGAAGCCGUUCGCUUGCGCGGACUGCGGGAGGGCAUUUGCUCAGUUAUCCAGCCUGCUGAAACACCAGCAGAUUCACACCGGGGACAAGCCGUUCGUUUGCGCCGAGUGCGGGAAGGGAUUCGCCCGACCCUUCGGCCUGGUGAAACACCAGCGGGUCCACACCGGGGAGAAGCCGUUCUCCUGCUCCGAGUGCGGGAAGCGCUUCACUCAGUCGUCCAACCUGAUCUCGCACCGGCGGGUCCACACCGGGGAGAGGCCGUACACCUGCUCCGAGUGCGGCAGAGGCUUCAGUCAGUCCUCCUACUUGCUCAUCCACCAGCGGGUUCACUCCGGGGAGAGACCGUACAGCUGCCGAGUGUGCAGCAAGGGAUUCUCUCAGACGUCUCACCUCCUCAGGCACCAGCAGGUUCACACCGAUGAGAGGCCUUUCAAGUGCCACGACUGCGGGAAACGCUACAAAGGUUCCGGAGAACUGAAAUCCCACCGGCGCAGACAUCACUCCGACAAGAGACCGAACAGGGACUCGGGAGGGAAGGAGUCGCAGACGGGACGUGCUGGCUCGCUGAAGCCCGCUGCCCGAGGAGGCGCCAAGCCGUGGAAGUGCCCGGACUGCGGCAAAGGCUUCAAGGCGCCCUCCGAGCUGGAGAGGCACCGGCACAGCCACACCGGCGAGCGGCCGUAUGCCUGCGCCGAGUGUGGCAGGGCCUUCGCCGUCUCCUCCUCACUCCGCAAGCACCAGCGGGUCCACAGCGACCGGAGGGACUUCGCGUGCCCCGAGUGCGGCGGGCGCUUCAAGAGCCCGGACGUGCUACGGCAACACCGGAGCGUCCACACCGGCGAGAUGCCUUACGGCUGCCCGGCCUGCCCCAAGGCUUUCCGCACGGCCUCCCAGCUGCGGACGCACCGCACGGUCCACUCAGACGAGCGGCCGUACCCCUGCCCGGAUUGCGAGAAGCGCUACAAGAGACCCGAGGAGCUCCGGCGCCACCGGCGCGUCCACACCGGUGAGCGGCCGUACCCAUGCGGCCAGUGCGGGGCCAGCUUCCGCCGCUCCGCCGACCUGCUGCAGCACCAGCGGACCCACACCGGCGAGCGGCCGUACGCCUGUGCCGAGUGCGGCAGGGCCUUCGCGCAGGCCGCACACCUGAGGAGCCACCGGCGGGUCCACUCCCAGGAGAGGCCCUUCCCAUGCCCGCUUUGCGCCAAGCGCUUCAAGAGCCGGCAGGAGCUGGCCUGCCACCGGCGGGUGCACGCCGACCUGCGGCCCCACCGGUGCGCCGAGUGCGGGGCCGGUUUCAGGCAGUCGGGCGACCUGGCCCGGCACCGGCGCACCCACACCGGGGAGAGGCCGUUCGCCUGCCCCACCUGCGAGAGAAGCUUCGCUUUCCUGGCCAACUACAUGAGGCAUCAGCGGCUCCACCCGUAGGUUCGUGCCAAUACCCUCCUCCCUUCCCCCCUCCCCCCUCA